Messenger RNA from Colias croceus (clouded yellow), 1208 nucleotides. RefSeq lists its product as uncharacterized. The record is from RefSeq and is a predicted model, not a curated record. The transcript has 2 exons. Bases 39 to 1208 code for a protein of 389 amino acids. NCBI's taxonomy places the organism in Eukaryota, Metazoa, Arthropoda, Insecta, Lepidoptera, Pieridae.
CUUUGUUGAAAAGUUUUAGAAAACUUAAAGUACCUACUAUGAACGACUUAGAAAAUUCAGAAGAUGUGGAAGAAAAUAUGCGAUCGCUAUUUGGUUCUGAUUACCAUGGUUCAGGGUCAGAAUAUUGUCCGUCAGAACAGCACUCUUCAUCCGAUUUGGAAGAUGUUUUGCAAGAGGGACUUGAAAGUUCAAGAUUAGAAGAAGACAGAAUCGCAAGGAAACCAAAGAAGAGAAUUAGAAAAACUGAGAAUUGGGCCAGGAAUGUGAAGAAAUCAAAACGUAAUAAAGGAGAGGAAUAUACCAACUACAAGGGGGUAACUGUACCAGCUAAGACACCUAAGGUAGGGGUGUGCUCCUGUCCAAACAAAUGUAACGUAAAAAUAAAUUGUGACCAACAACAUAAAAUAUUCAAAGAAUUCUAUUCUUUGGCGAAUUUCGACUUGCAAACAUCUUAUUUGUUUUCGCUUAUCAAAGUUGUUUCAAAGUCUCGUACUUACACCAGUAAUGAAAACUCAAGAAGACAAAUGACAAGACAUUACUACUUGAGUGACUCUAAAGGAAUAGAAGUUUUAGUAUGCAAAAAGUUAUUUAAAGAUACAUUAUGUGUCUCAGAUGGUCGUAUUAGUAGACUACUUAAAAACAAAAGUUCUGUGUCAACUCCACCUCUGGAUCGCCGAGGUCAUUCAGUAUCAGCCAAUAAAACACCCAGUGAUAAGAUCAAUGAAAUCAAAGAUUUCAUCAACUCGAUUCCUUCAUAUGAGUCUCAUUAUUCAUUGCAUAAAUCAAUAAACCGCAAAUUUUUAGCACCAGAUUUAAACAUGAAUAUUUUAUAUGGUCUUUAUAAAGCAAAAGUUUGUAACCCUACUUCAAAGUUUAUUUUUAGUAAAAUUUUUAAUGAAGAGUUUAACUUGAGUUUUCAUGCCCCUAUUACUGACUCUUGUAAGCGUUGUGAUUCAUUAGAUAUCAAAAUAAAAGUUUGUGACAAUUCUAAUGAUGAACUGAGAUUGAAAAAUGAAAAAAAGUUACAUCUACUCAAAGCAAGUUCAGCAAGAGAGGGCAUAAAAAAGGAUGUAGAAAUGUAUAAGAAUGAUGAAAAUGUAUGUAUAAUUUCAUUUGAUCUAAUGAAGACCCUACCAACUCCGGUAAUAAGUACAGGAAUAUGCUAUUACAAACGGCAACUGAGAAACAUACUAUCUCGGUAUACAUAA